This is a messenger RNA of Ylistrum balloti, 684 nucleotides long. RefSeq lists its product as uncharacterized. The transcript has 3 exons. Lineage: Eukaryota; Metazoa; Mollusca; Bivalvia; Pectinida; Pectinidae. Gene Ontology annotation, cellular component: plasma membrane. The record is from RefSeq and is a predicted model, not a curated record. The coding region runs from base 1 to 684 and encodes 227 amino acids.
AUGUUCGGGAAUUAUACCGUAACGGACGAGGAGAAGGACUACGCUCUGACGUUAUGGGAGUACAUGGGCUUAAAACACGAAGGCAAAAAGAGUGACAUUAUCCUUGUUCUUGGUAACCAUGACACCAGGACUGCAGAAUAUGCUGCUAAAUUAUUCCUGGAAGGAUUUGCCGACUUACUCAUGUUCUCUGGUGACAAAGGGGUGCUCACAACAGGUAAAUGGGAGAAGUCAGAAGCUGAAGUGUUUAGUGAUGUUGCUAUAGGAAUGGGCGUCCCUGAAAAUAAGAUCAUUCUUGAAACUGAAGCAACAAACACUGGACAAAACGUUGCAUUUUCCUACAAAGUUCUCCAACAAAAAGGGAUCCUAGAGGCUUUACAUAGCUAUAUACUUGUACAGAUGCCCCACAUGGAAAGACGAGUUUAUGCCACUUUCAUGAAACAGUGGCCAGGGGAUGCGGUCAGUCUGGACAUCAUUGUGUUAUCACCUCCUAUCCCCAUGUUGAAGUACCCUAAUGACCAUGUAGGCACCCUUCACGAUGUCAUCACAGUGCUGGUUGGUUCAUUCUUCAGGGUAAAAAUCUACCCAGAUACUGGCUUCCAGAUACAGCAGCACAUCCCAAAAAAUGUGUGGUUGUGUUUCAACAAGUUGAUCAAGACUGGAAAAUAUGGUGGUCAUAUGAUUUAG